AUGCCGGAAAAGAUUCGUGUGGUCCACUGCGGCACUGGGCCAACAGGACGGGUCACGUUACGCGCGCUCCUGAACCAUCCUGACCUAGAGCUGGUCGGACUGCUGGUGUUCAGUGCGCAGAAAGAUGGGGUGGACGCCGGGCAAGUGUGCCAGCUGGACCGAGACCUGGGGGUCAAGGCGACGCGGGAUGUCGACGCGCUGAUCGCGGCCAAACCAGACGUGGUGACAUACGUGGGCAAUGGAAAUGAGGCCGAGUCCAGCGUGAAGCUGGCGAUCCGAUUCCUCGAAGCCGGCAUCAACGUGAGCACGCCGUGUCUCUUCUGGAUGGUCGAGCCCAGCACGGUGCGCCAGAAGAACGCCGGUGCGACCACGACGGAUGGAAAGUACGUGGACAUGAUUGAGGCCGCCUGUGUGAAGGGCAAAAGCACGUGCUUCCUGACCGGGAGUGACCCGGGAUUCUUCAGUCCUUUCUUGACCAUCGCCAUGUUGAAGGGGGCGGACGAGGUCAAUGAAAUCCGGAUGCAGGAGCUGGGGAACUAUGCCUUCCACGACGUGCCCUGGCUACCGGAUGUGUUUGGGUUCGGCCGGCCGAAGGAGUUCCAAAGCGUCAUGAAGCAAGGCACAUUCGUCAAACACGCGUGGGGAGGCACAAUCAACGCCGUGGCCAAGGCCCUGAAGAUCGAGCUCGAGGACAUCCGGUUCUUCUUCGAGAAUGCCACCCACGACAAGACGCACACCACCUUGUGGGGCACCAUCGAGGCCGGAACCGUGGCCGCGGUCCGCGUCGGUCUGGAGGGCAUCUAUCGAGGAAAGCCGUUUGUGAUCCUCGAGCACAUCACCCGCACGUGCAUGGAGGCGGCGCCGUUCUGGCCGCAAGCACAUGGCGGUGAUCUGGACAAGUCUAAACUUCGCCACGAGUACACAAUCCUCAUCAAGGGCGACCCGGAUUACGAUUGUCGCAUUGCCAUGGGCGAGUCGCGCGCCGGCGAGGAUGCCGGCCUCUACAACACCGGAGCUUUGGUCGUGAACGCCAUCCCGGCCGUGGUCAAGGCUCAGCCAGGCGUGCUCAACGACACCGACAUCCCGAUGGAGGUGACACGCAACAUCAGAGUGUGA
Molecule: messenger RNA, 1116 nt
Organism: Rhinocladiella mackenziei CBS 650.93
Lineage: Eukaryota; Fungi; Ascomycota; Eurotiomycetes; Chaetothyriales; Herpotrichiellaceae
Exons: 1
Coding region: 1-1116 (371 amino acids)
Source: RefSeq, a predicted model, not a curated record